AUGGCGGCGGCGCUGGAGCGGGCCCUGCGGGAGGCGGCGGCGGCGCUGGAGCGGGGCGGGGACGGGGCCGCGGCGGCGCUGGGCGCGGUGCGGGCCGCUCUGGCGGCGGCGGGGGGUCCGGCCGCCUUCGGGGAGCGGGAGCGGGCGCUCUUCGGCGCCUUCCUGCGGAGCCUGGCCCGGGCGCCCCGCGCGGCGCGGCCCGAGGGCGUGUGGCAGGGCUGCUUCCUGGAGGGCCCGCCCGGCCUCGCCCUCUGCGUCCUGCUGGAAGCCCUCGCCUCCCCGGGUCCUAGUGUUCAUCCGAGGGAGGUCAUUGAGGUACUGGAACAGUUCCUACAGGAGGGACGGAUUUCAGCGCUGAUGUGGGAGGUCUGUCAGCAGCAAGCGCAGGCUGGCUCACCUGAGCUGCAAGAGGCCCUGCUCAACAAGAUUGUAUGUUUGCCUGAUCAUGUGAGCAAUAAACUCCAGGGGAAAAACCCAGCAGUAUUCUUCCCACAGAACUACUUUCCUCUCUUGGGUGGUGCAGUUAUCCAGGUGCUGCAGAAGAUCUCUGAUUCUCUAAGAGGUGGCUUGGAUUGCUCAAUCUCUUUUGUUUCUCAUGUCCUGGGGAAGGUAUGCGUUCAUGGAAGACAAAAGGAAAUUCUGAGUGUUUUGGUACCCCGCCUAACGGAUCUCACCAAGUCAGACUGCAUCUGGCAAAGAAUAUGCUGGCGAUUGGUUGAAUGUGUGCCAGAUCGGUGGAUGGAAGCAGUGGUCCUUGGUUUUGUGCAGAGAGCACCUGGGGCAGAUGUCUUGUCUAGGUUGCUGGGGAACCUGGUUGUGAAAAACAAGAAAGCUCAGUUUGUGGUGACACAGAAGGUGCUGCUCUUGCAGUAUUGCCACACGACUGCAGUGCUGCAGAACCUCCUUGGCUACCUGUCCCUGGAUAGCCUUCGGCGUGCCUUAUUGAUCAAAGUGCUGCAAGAACUGUUGGAGACCUGGGGAAGCAGUAGUGCUGUGAAACACUCUCCACCUGAGCAGCAGCAGUAUAUUAGCAAGGCCAUCCUUAUCUGCCUCUCCCACCUGAAGGAGCCUGAAAUCGAGAGCUGCAGACAAGAGCUUCUCACAAGCAUGAUGGAGGGUGUGAAAUGCCACUUGGAUAGCAACCUGCCACAAAUACGGCGUCUGGGAAUGAUUGUGGCAGAGAGCAUUAGUUCAAAAAUAAAUACUGAUGGGCCUGUCCUGAAGUUUCAGUAUGAAGAAGAUGAUGAAGCAAGAGAAUUGAAGUCCCUUCUGGUGCAGACUCCACCAUCCUGUGUUGUCCCCAGCCUUCCAGAUGAUAACAGGAAUGAGAAAGCAGAUGCUGCACCGCCAUUGGUAUUGGAAAGUAACAAGAAAUCACAUACAACAGCCCUUGUGAUGUCAGAUGAGGAGUCGGAUGCUGAACUUGACAGUGAUGAUGACCUCAUCCCUUAUGACAUGUCAGAGGAUAAAGAACUAAAGAUUAAGGCUCCUGUGUAUAUCCGAGACUGUAUUGAAGUCCUGACAGGAUCUGAAGAUGUGGACAAAUGGGAAGCUACAGUCAAGACUCUUGAGAGCUUGGUUCGAAAGAAUCCAGCAGCAACAAGAGAGGUUAGCGUGGAGCUGGCAAAAAUAUUAUUGCAUCUGGAGGAGAAGACCUGUAUUGAAGGCUUUGUGGAACUCCGUCAGAGAGCUCAAGUAGCUGUUCUAAGCACAGAUCCAAUACCUGUAGCGAAGUACUUGACCUCCCAGUUCUACUCUCUGAACUACAGUCUUCGUCAGCGCAUGGACAUUCUUGAUGUAUUGGUUUUGGCAGCUCAGGAGCUGUCCUAUCCCAAAUCCCAUAGGAAGACCAAGCAUUCUGGUGCCCAAAACCCUUGUAUCCAGCUCCUUCCUGGAAGUGACAGUUCUAAGGACUGGAGAAGAAUUGUUGAUGAGAGGAUCAAAAGCAAGACUCGGAGAUUUGCUACGGGUCAGUCUCAAGCGGAACUGGCUUCCGGCCCAAAUGAGUUCAAUUCUGUUGUUGGGCACUUCUUUUUUCCAUUGAUUCAGCACUUUGACAGGCCUUUGACAACAUUUGAUCUCCUGGGGGAAGAUCACUUUGUCCUUGGAAGACUGGUCCACACUUUAGCAAUCCUGAUGUACUUGGCUGUCAACACUGUGGCAGUUACUGCAAUGGGAAAGGCACUGCUGGAGUUUGUUUGGGCUCUGCGUUUCCACACUGACUCGUAUGUGCGCCAGGGUCUUUUGUCCUGUAUCUCUUCCAUGCUCCUCAGUGUCCCUACGGAACGUCUUCUGCAAGACAUGACAGAAGAGCUUUUGGAGACUCAGUCCUGGCUGGGAGAUGUGGUGGAGAAAGAUCCAGAUGGGGACUGCAGGAGGCUGGCCUUGCAGAACUUGCUACUAAUGGAGAACCUGAAAAAGAAACUCAAAACUGUCCCUUCCUAGCUGAAGGGUAAAAGAAAUGACCUUUACCUUAUACUCUUGCCAGCUGGAUGUGUGUAGGCACUGCUGGGGCCUCUUCAGCAGUCACCUGGCUGGAGAAGAGGAAGAAGGGGGGAAGGGUGCCGAGCUGUAAGCCAGCAAACCUGACUUGACAUCUGGACUUUGUAGCAGAGGCCAAUUUAGUGAGCUAUUGCUAUCCGGUACGGAGUGUACAGAUGCAGGAAGGUAGGCUAGCACUGCCAUCCUCCCCACAACGCACCAGCCCCCACCUCCAGCUAUUUAUAACCUUGGCAGGUUUGAGCACUCUGCUAAAAAUAUGGGGAAGAUCUCAUAGCAGACUUCUUGUCAGAAAAACAGGAGGGCUGGAGAGGGCCGCUUAUCUCCCAGGGCUAAGUCUAUGACAUGCCCAUAACAAAGGCUCCCGUGUCUUCUAGCAGUCAGUGUUUGGCAGAAUAGUUACCAGCCUGCUGUUCGAAGGGGUGGUGUGGUGUAGGGAAUGAUACUGCUGAUGAGAUGUAAGAACUGAGUAGCUACACUGAGGUUCUGAAAAUGCCCCAAACCUUAAAGGCUUGAGCUAGAGCUGUGCUGUGGUUAGGAAGGAACAAAGCAGGAAUUCUUUUUGUAUAAUCUUAGUACAGAACUACGUUUCUAUUAAAGGAUAACUAACGUCCAGAUUUUGACCUUAAAAUCUCCCCCCACCUGUCUUUCCUGAAAGCAUACAAUUGAAAAACUUCAUAUUCACCCCAAGUUUUGAAGCAAGUCAAAAAGUGGGGAAAAGAAAAAUCACUCUAAGCAGAAGGGCUAGUCGGUAUGAAAUGUAUGAGAGUGACUUCUUUAUAAGUACACCUUCGUGGGGCAAGGUAACAGGCUUAAAGGUGAGCAAAACCUGGGUUGCUUACGUUGGACUUCACUUCUCACAGUCCUACUUGUGCCAGGGAAGAAAUUUACAUCCAAAAAUCUGACUAGUACAGAGUAGCUUGAUGUAUCUGUGUUGUUUGGAAAAGAAGCUUCACAGUGAGAAAGAAGCUUCACUGGCUCAAAGUGACGCAGCUUGAGCAGGGAGGAUUGGACCAGAUGACUCCAGAGGGCCCUUCCAGCCCCAACCAUUCUGUGAUACUGAAGUUUAGUCCAGAUUUUUGUAAAUGGUAGCUCUAGCCUACAUGACCCUAUGAUGUAUUUAAAUACAAAAGCUUUGGAUUGGGGGAAGCCUCCCUUCAUUCUGCAUUAAGGGAGUAGAUAUUGACUUUUACCCAAGCUCCUACCCAAACAGGACAGAGAUUGUUUUCAGGAGUUCUGACUUACAGGGAACAACAAAUCGGUGCCUUAGCAGACCAAAGUUGUACUUGAAAAUUUUGUCAACACAAGAGUUUCCACCUCAGUUAGCUCUUUUCUGUACUCGGAAAAAAGGCCUGAAGUUACAAUAUGCAGUUUUUGUUGUUUUUUCCCCCCCUCAAAUUUAUUAUAAUACUAAAAAUAGAUUCAUUACAGGGUAUACAUGUGAAUCUUUGUAUGCAGUGUUUGAGGUAACAUAUUAACUUCAAUACUGUUGCUUGUACAGUCCAGCAGGAAGAACAAAUUUCUUGGUAAUAACCAAAAAGCCUUGUCACAGCAGUGUGUUGACUGAUGUACGACCCCUAACGCGGACAGAAUAAAUGACCUAGUAUUAAAGUCAA
This is a messenger RNA of Aquila chrysaetos chrysaetos, 4115 nucleotides long. It is a transcript of the gene TELO2, whose product is annotated as telomere maintenance 2. Gene Ontology annotation, molecular function: telomeric repeat DNA binding; Hsp90 protein binding. The transcript has 20 exons. Gene Ontology annotation, biological process: protein stabilization; telomere maintenance via telomerase. Gene Ontology annotation, cellular component: cytosol. Bases 1 to 2445 code for a protein of 814 amino acids. NCBI's taxonomy places the organism in Eukaryota, Metazoa, Chordata, Aves, Accipitriformes, Accipitridae. The record is from RefSeq and is a predicted model, not a curated record.